CUCCCUCCUCCUCCUCUUCCGCUCUCUCUCGCGCCCUUUCUCUCUCUCUCUCUCUCUCUCUCUCUCUCUCUCUCUCAGUCUUAGAGUGACAGUUUACAGUUCAGCUCAGAGUUCAGUACUCGUUUGGCGCCAUUCCUCCGCAUUCUCGCCGAGUAGCUCGCUGAUGCUCAAUCCUUCCCCAACUAGUCCUCCGGUGACCUGGAAGUGAAGUUCAGAGCUCUCCUCCGAUGUCGGAGGUUGAUCUUGAUGGUUAUGCCCACAUUUAAAUUGGCAAAGUUGGGGAAUGCUUUUGCUUUCUAGUAAUAUGAUAAUAUCCCACCCUUGAGGUCUGCAAGAUUUGAUGAUUGGAUAUGAGAGAUGAGGUUUACUGUGAAACUUGUGAUUGCUGGUCUCAUUAGCUUGGCCUGGAUAGAGCAAGUUAAUUGUGAGGGGCCUUCUAAUUCAUCUGAGACAAGUAAGUGGACAUGCAGCUGUUUCACCAACUUGAGUAUUGCUAGUGCAGCUAACUGUUCCUCAUCCUGUGAUUGCAAUCCUGAUGGCUCAAGCCAAAGCAAGUGGAUGUGUAUAUGUUCCGCUGAGGGGUUACCUACUGUGGCUGCUGGACAUAAUAAUACUGGCUGCUUUACAUCUUGCAACUGCAGUUUUGGGACUCCAGUUGUAACACAGUAUCCCAAGAAGUGGAUUUCCAGCAAAGCUGUUUUUGUUAUUCUCUUGCUUUGUUCAGCAGUUGCAACUCUUGCAUUUAUUGCUUUGAUGCUGUGCUACAUCUAUCAAAGGGAUAAAUAUUCUGUUCAACGACAUAUUUUUUCACCAGAUAAAGAAACAAGUUUCAGUAGUGCUACUAACUUAAUAAGCCAAGGAGCUUCUUCAGAAACAGAAUCUAAAGUUUCUGCAGCCACCCCCACAAAUUUUGUUACAGGGUGCAUUCCCAAGGCGUCAUUACUAUUCAGAAGCAAAAUGGGAGCACCAUAUGGAAUGAUUAUACAGUUUUCAUACUUUGACUUAGAAAACGCAACUGAUAGGUUCUCGGCUUCCAAUUUGAUUGGAGUUGGAGGAAGUAGUCAGGUAUACCGUGGCCAACUGAAGGAUGGAAGAAUCAUUGCGGUUAAGAGAAUAAAAAUUCAAGGAGGGCCAGAUUCAGAAUCGUCUUUCUUGACAGAGAUAGAACUGAUAUCAAGACUUCAUCAUUGUCAUGUGGUGCCAUUGCUUGGCUACUGCUUAGAAUACCAUGGGAAACAUGCUCAGAGGCUGCUGGUAUUUGAAUACAUGCCUAAUGGCAGCCUCAGAGAUUGUCUGGAUGCGGCUUCUGGAAGAUGUUUGGACUGGGCCACUCGGGUUACAAUUGCUUUUGGAGCUGCUCGGGGUCUAGAGUAUCUCCAUGAAGCAGCUGCACCAAGAAUUUUGCACCGUGAUGUCAAAUCCACAAAUGUCCUACUGGAUGAGAAUUGGAGAGCCAAGAUUACUGACCUUGGAAUGGCUAAACACCUGCAAAAUGAUGGUGUGCCCAGUUGUUCCAGUUCCCCUGCCAGAAUGCAGGGGACCUUUGGUUAUUUUGCACCAGAAUAUGCCAUUGUCGGGCGAGCUUCUCUAAAAUCAGAUGUAUUCAGUUUUGGUGUUGUGCUUCUUGAACUGAUUACUGGACGGCAGCCUAUUCAGAAGUCAAUGAACAGAGGGGAGGAGAGCCUCGUAAUAUGGGCAACUCCGCGUUUGCAAGAUAGUAAGCGAGUGAUUUCAGAGUUGCCAGACCCAAAUAUGAAGGGGGCCUAUGAAGAAGAGGAAAUGCAGGUAAUGGCUUACUUAGCAAAGGAGUGCCUGCUGCUAGAUCCCGAUUCUCGCCCAACCAUGAGUGAGGUUGUUCAAAUUCUCUCGACUAUUGCUCCAGAAAAAUCUAAGAGGAAGAACUUUAUGGGACACAGCUUUAAGAGCUCAUUCAACCAUGGCAUUGAAAGCUAUGGAAGAACUCUCAACCCAACCGGAGAAGAGGAGAUCAAGCAAAUCACCUGUGAGAAUCAGCCAGCUCACCGCUCAUCUUCGCCUCCACACAGUGACCACUAUGCUGAAAUUAGUCAGAAAGAAGCCAAUACUGAUUCUGCAAAGUACGAAGAGAGUGAAAUCGUCCUCUCCUCAAACGUCAAAAAGCGGCGUUCUCAAGAUGAUGAAGCAGUGGACUUGACUGAACCGCGAUUUGAAUCAUUCCAUGUGCCAACAGUUAUAUAUACAGAAGUUGCUCAAUGAGGUUCUUCUGGUGCCAGGUUCAACUUUCUUUUCUUUUGCUGUUCUUCUGCUGUAUUGUUAAAUUAUCCCUGACAACAGAACUAAAGAUAGGGUUAUAUAAUGCCUUGCAUACAAGGCAAUUUAAUUGGUUUCAUUUCAUAGAUUAUACAUUUAGAAUGUACAUAUUUUUCAGAUGAUUUUUCAAUUACAUUUCUUAUUUACUGGUGUCGCAUAUAAAAUUUAGAAUUUUCUGUA
Molecule: messenger RNA, 2469 nt
Organism: Ipomoea triloba (trilobed morning glory)
Lineage: Eukaryota; Viridiplantae; Streptophyta; Magnoliopsida; Solanales; Convolvulaceae
Product: receptor-like serine/threonine-protein kinase NCRK
Exons: 11
Coding region: 358-2235 (625 amino acids)
Biological process (GO): protein phosphorylation
Molecular function (GO): ATP binding; protein kinase activity
Source: RefSeq, a predicted model, not a curated record